AUGGCUACCUUUGAUGAUAACUGGCAGUCGAAACGCCCAACUAUCAGCGAGAGAAUCAAAUUUAUUUUCAAGAACGAAUUGUUAAGCGACGUUAAGUUCGUAGUUCCUGCGUCGCUGAACGAAAGUGAAAGCCGGAAGAGUCAGAAGAGCAUUCCAGCCCACAAGUUUGUUCUUGCGAUCAGCAGUCCUGUGUUCUUUGCUAUGUUCUAUGGUGAAAUGGCGGAGACUGCAGGCACUGUUCAACUGCCUGACUGUGAUUAUGAGAGUCUGUUAGAGUUGUUCCGUUACUUGUACUGCGAUGAUGUGAAGCUAAGCGGAAGUAAUGUGAUGCAGGUUUUAUAUUUGGCAAAGAAAUACAUGGUACUCUCACUGGCUGAUAAAUGCACUGAAUAUCUCCGGAAACAUUUAGAAGCGUCGAAUGUGUUCUCCGUUCUGCCGCAAGCUCAGAAAUUUGAGGAUAAAGAUUUAGAAAGUCGGUGCUGGGAAGUAAUUGAAUCACACACUGAGGAAGCUCUAACAUCUGAUGAAUUUCUUACGGUUGAGCGAUCAGUUGUUGAGUCUGUCGUGAAAAGGGGUAUAUUGAAAGUAAAAGAAGUGGAUUUGUUCAAAGCUGUGGAUCGCUGGGCCACUAAAGAACUAGAAAGGCAAGGGAAGACUCCUGUUAGGAAGAUCAAAAGAAAGAUUCUUGGAGAGGAGAUUGUAAAAGCAAUACGUUUUUCAUUGAUACCAGAGAAGGAGUUUGCUUCAGUUGUUUUGGAUUGUGACAUUCUCUCUGAAACAGAGAUUUGUGACAUGAUUAAGCACUACAAUGACGUAGAUUUAAAAUCUCCUCUUGCAUUCGUCCAUUCCCCAAGAACUUUGCAUCGAUGUUGCAGAUUUGCAAAAAUAACAAACAAAGACCACAUCCUUUGCGGUUAUUACGAUCGUACUGAUGCUCUUAAACUAACUGUCAACAAACCUGUCAGGUUACAUGGAGUACAGCAUUUUAGCAGUGCAGUUGAGAACUUUAUUGUUUCCUUAGAAGUGAAAGAUGCAAUAACUGGCUUUUCUCUUGCACAAAAAUCAGGAUCAUACUUUUCAGUAAAAGAUGACACACACACAUUUUAUGGCUUUGAUGUUAAGUUUGAUAACCCAGUUUGUCUUGAGAUAAACAGAACAUAUGAGAUUAUCUCUAAUAUAGAGGGCCCUGAGUCCCUUUGGUUUGGAGAAGGUGGAGAAAAAUCUGUGGACUCUCAAGAAAUCCUAUUUUCAUUUAGCAAUUCAGCGGCUUCCGGCGGUGAGACUAAUCUAUCUAGUGGCCAGUUUCCUUCAUUUCUUUUCAGUACAAUGUAG
This is a messenger RNA of Porites lobata, 1332 nucleotides long. Lineage: Eukaryota; Metazoa; Cnidaria; Anthozoa; Scleractinia; Poritidae. The record is from the annotation of a GenBank genome assembly.